UGUGGAGGAGGCUGAGCUGGAACCUAAUAGAGUCCAGGCUCUGUGCUAGAACAUUCUACCAACUCGCUACCAGAGGCAGGGAAUGGUGACUCUCCCUGGAAGAUGCCAGUCUCAUGGAAGGCAGAUGCAGCCUUUUGGUCCCCUCACUCCUGUCUGUGUCUGUCCCUCGUGCAGCUCCAGUACCAAGGCAGCCCCUUUAGUGACCCUGGCUUCUCAGCCCCUGAGCUCCAGCUCAGCAGCCUGCCUCCUGCUGCCGUCUCCUUCAAGACCUGGCAUGCCCUGGAUGAUGAGGAGCGUCUGAGCCGUGCCCAGGGGGCCUUCCUGGCCUUGACCCAGCAUCUCCAGCUCGUGGGGGAUGAUCAGAGCGACCUGAACCCUGGCAGUCCCAUCCUGCUGGCUCAGCUCGGGGCUGCAAGACUCAGGGCCCAAGGCCUACUGGGCAACAUGGCUGCCAUCAUGACGGCCCUGGGCCUGCCCAUCCCCCCAGAAGAGGACACUCUUGGGCUUGUCCCCUUUGGGGCCUCUGCCUUCGAGAGGAAAUGUCGAGGCUAUGUAGUAACUCGAGAAUAUGGCCAUUGGACAGACCGAGCUGUGAGGGAUUUGGCUCUGCUCAAGGCCAAAUACCCUGGAUAGAGGUGGGACUUCCUUUCAGAGGCUGUGACACUUCCCCUCUCACAGUGGACUUUUCGGCCUUACUUCUUGGCUAGAAAGGAGACACAUCUUGUCUAGCAGACAGGACUUGUGUGCCAGGUACUCAGGAAAAUCUCUUGGGAACUGGGCCUCAAGUCCCUAUGGCCUGGGCCUUCCUGCCUGGGUCCUAUGGCCUCCCUUCCAGAUCUGGGUGGGGCCCAAUGGAUAGCGUCGAAUGGAUUACUAAUCUAGGGGUACCAGUUGCCUGCUUCCUGGGUGGAAGGAGGUUCCUCUUUGAAAUUCCUCCCACUCUACAGGGAGAAUACAAUUGGUCUCCUUCCUGGGCGCUCCCUGAGACCUUCACCUUCCUGUAAUUUGGGGGGGUUCCAGAGGCUGCCCUCUUGCCUCUGUCUACCUCACUUCCUGUAUGAAUGUAUGGACUUUCUCAGCACCUAGGCCUCCCCUCCUGCUGGAGUUCAUUUCCUCCCCUAGUUUACCUGUCUGUGGCCCCUCUUCCAACUUCCGGUCUUUUUUUUUUUUUUUU
Molecule: messenger RNA, 1174 nt
Organism: Sus scrofa (pig)
Lineage: Eukaryota; Metazoa; Chordata; Mammalia; Artiodactyla; Suidae
Source: RefSeq, a predicted model, not a curated record